UUCUUUUUUUUUAAAUAAUAAAAUCCAAAAGCCCAGAUAUCAUUUUCUAAAAUAGCAAAAUACAAACCCCAAUCGACUACUCUUGAACGAUAUGCUCUCUCUAAUCAAGUUUCGACAGCGCCGAUGACUGUCACUGCCGCCUCCGCCGCCUCUGCUGUCGACGUCGACUACAUUGUCGCUUCCAACUUCCUUUCCUAGUUUUAGCAGACUAUACAAACAAACAUCUGCAGUCAGAUAAGUCUCAGAAAGCUAAAGGCAAACAAACAUGCAAACAGCUUCUCAUCUCCAUUCGGGUUUUUACAUUUCCAACAGAAGAAGCUAUGUCAAGCCAAAUGGGUGGAUGGAGAUUAAAGGCGUAAACUCCAGUCAACUUAGCUUCAGUGGCUUAGCUCACAAUCAUAGGCUUCUAUCAACUGAGCAACAAACCAAAUUGUUUGUGAUUCCCAAUGCAAACGAUGGUCACCCAUCUGUUACUCUUUUAGAUGAAGAACCAAAUAGUAACCAUGCUCCUAGUUCUGAAGCAGAGACUUUCUUAAGCAAAUGGUCACCUCCUGGGUACCUUUGGAGGGGACUGUCAGUUUUGGUUGUUGCAGGACAGGUAAUUAUCAGGAUUUUAAAGGGAAAAGUCCACUGGAGAAAUACUCUUCAGCAGCUGGAGAGAGUUGGACCAAAGUCAGUUGGGGUCUGUCUAUUGACAUCUGCAUUUGUAGGCAUGGCUUUUACCAUUCAAUUUGUAAGAGAGUUUACCAAACUAGGAUUGCAACGAUCUGUUGGUGGUGUAUUAGCACUAGCCUUUUCAAGAGAAUUGAGUCCUGUAGUCACAUCAAUUGUCGUUGCUGGGCGGAUUGGGAGUGCAUAUGCAGCAGAAUUGGGAACAAUGCAGGUUUCCGAGCAAACAGACACAUUGAGAGUUCUCGGCACAAACCCUGUUGAUUAUUUGGUGACUCCUAGAGUGAUUGCUUCUUGUGUUGCUCUACCACUUUUGACACUUAUGUGCUUCACAGUGGGACUGGCAUCCAGUGCCAUACUAGCUGAUGGUGUCUUUGGAGUUAGCAUUAAUAUCAUACUGGAUUCAGCUCAAAGAGUACUUAAAUCGUGGGAUAUAAUUAGCGCAAUGAUCAAGUCACAAGUUUUUGGUGCGAUCAUAUCAAUUGUAAGUUGUGCAUGGGGAGUUACUACUUCUGGAGGCGCCAAAGGUGUUGGGGAAUCAACAACUUCGGCUGUGGUUAUCUCACUUGUAGGCAUCUUUAUUGCAGAUUUUGCACUAUCAUAUUGCUUUUUCCAGGGUGUUGGAGAUUCUCUGAAGAAUGCUAUGUGAAUACUUUGAACCUCUGUUAAUGAAAUUUUAGUUUUAACUAUUGUUCAUCUAA
Molecule: messenger RNA, 1370 nt
Organism: Ricinus communis (castor bean)
Lineage: Eukaryota; Viridiplantae; Streptophyta; Magnoliopsida; Malpighiales; Euphorbiaceae
Product: protein TRIGALACTOSYLDIACYLGLYCEROL 1, chloroplastic
Exons: 3
Coding region: 266-1318 (350 amino acids)
Biological process (GO): phospholipid transport
Cellular component (GO): ATP-binding cassette (ABC) transporter complex
Source: RefSeq, a predicted model, not a curated record